GGAGCGAACGAGCGACUGCAAGAACGACGACGACAGCAAUAAAGAAGGGAAAACAUCUGCAAAUCGCCAUUUUUUUACAUUUCCACAAAAAAGGCAGAAAAUAUGAAAGCAACUGCAGAACAAUUCAACAAAGACUGGAACGAGUGCUACGGGGUCCUGCCAGAAGAUCACCUGCGAGAGGGCACGUACAUCACGCUCAACGGUUGUUACUGCCUAAAAAAUAACAAUGAGGAAAACGUCUAUAUAAAGGACGAGCGCUAUCGACGACGCAAGAUGUGCCAGAAUUGCUUCAACGCAGAGCAUCUGAAUAAUUACACGCUUAUUCACACGCGUCACACUAUAUACCAUCGGAGCACAUUCAAUCCGGAAAUCUCACUCUUCUGCGUACUCUGCAAAAAAGAUUGUACGCAGGAGAGGCGAUUAAGUGUAGACAGUGUAUUGAGGAAUGCCUGGAAAACUCAAUAAGCCGGCAUCCUCAAUAAGCGCGAGAUUAUU
Molecule: messenger RNA, 495 nt
Organism: Odontomachus brunneus
Lineage: Eukaryota; Metazoa; Arthropoda; Insecta; Hymenoptera; Formicidae
Exons: 2
Coding region: 103-465 (120 amino acids)
Source: RefSeq, a predicted model, not a curated record